CUGCUGAUGCGCUUGUAGAGGCCGGAUUCAUCCCCGUUUUACUAACAAACCUAUCCGAUAUGGAGGAAAUAGUGGAACUUCAUCUGGACACUCUUCAAUCGCUGUUUUACUGUGAUGGGAAGAAAAUCGCCCUAGAGGAGGAUGGAUUUCAGACUUUGGUUAAAGUGCUGGAUAGAGACGAAGGAGCGAUUUUGGCCAAAGGUUGCCAAGCCUUAGUAAAACUGUGCAUGGUGAAAGAAGGGCGCAAACUGGCCAAGGAACUCAAUCUGUUAAAGGACUUUAACCGACUUUUGCAUGAUGAGAGACCCGAGGUCUAUUCGGCAGCCGCAGAAGCCAUAAUGUUCUGCACGAUUAAAAGCGCGGAAAAAAUAACAGCCAGCAAGAUAAGAAGCAUGCCGAAACGUCUGGUUGAACUGAGCAGGAACAAACUGAACCCAACAGCCCAGAUAUUUGCCAUCAAGGCGCUGACAUGCAUAUGUGAGCAUCCACUAGUGCGACAAGACGUGCGGACAAACCACUAUAAAGAUGUGGAAACCAUCCAGUUAAAUGAAGAGCGUCCGGAAAUUGCGGCGUUGAAGAACACGCUGAUGACAAUGCUGCAGUGGGUGCCGCAUCGUCAGAACUAGUUUUUUCAAUUUGAUGCGACUUUAUCGGUCUAAAUUUAAUCAAUCGGGAGGUCAAUAUUUGCUUAGACUGGAUUGAAAAUAUGCCAAAUAAACACAGAUGUGGAACCGA
This is a messenger RNA of Dendroctonus ponderosae (mountain pine beetle), 735 nucleotides long. RefSeq lists its product as uncharacterized. The record is from RefSeq and is a predicted model, not a curated record. NCBI's taxonomy places the organism in Eukaryota, Metazoa, Arthropoda, Insecta, Coleoptera, Curculionidae.